AUCAGGAAGAUAUAUCAACCCUCCAGUUCAGAAGAAGGAACUUGACUGUAGAGCUACCGUGAGUAUCGUCUCUCUGUCUGUGUGUUCAUAUACAGUUCAAUGGCAGAAGCCAGUAUCUCAUGGACUGAGGAUCAGUUCAGAUGUUCAGUGUGUCUGGAUCUGCUGAAGGAUCCAGUGACGAUUCCUUGUGGACACAAUUACUGUAAGAGAUGCAUCUCAGAGUUCUGGGAUCAAGACGAUCAGAAGGGAAUCUACAGCUGUCCUCAGUGCAGGCAGACCUUCAGUCCAAGACCUGUUUUAUGUAAAAAUAUGGUGUUUGCUGAAAUGGUGGAGAAGCUCAAGAAGACGAGACUUCAAGCUGCUCCUGUUCCUCCUCCUGUUCCUGCUUGCCGUCUUCUUCACGCUGGAUCUGGAGAUGUUCAGUGUGACUCCUGCACUGGAAUUAAACAGAAAGCAGUGAAGACCUGUAGAGAGUGUCAGAGCUCUUACUGUCAAACUCAUCUUGAACAGCAUGAGAAUCUCUUCAGAGGCAAAGGACACAAUCUGAUGGACGCCACUGGACGUUUGCGGCAGAUGAUCUGCCCUCAACAUAAUAAAAUGUUGGAAAUUUACUGCCGUACCGACCAGAGCUGUAUCUGCAUGCUGUGUUUGAUGGAUGAACACAAAAAUCACGACACUGUAUCAACUGCAGUGGCAAGAGCAGAGAAACAGGCACAUUUAGAGGAGACGGAGAAGAAAAUUAAUCGGAGAAUUCAGAAGAGAGAGAAAGAUCUUCAGGAGCUGAGAGAGGUGGUGGAGUCUCAUAAGCGCUCUGCACAGACAGCAGUGGAGGACAGUGAGAGGGUCUUCACUGAACUCAUCUGCUCCAUUGAGAAACUUCGCUCUGAGGUGAUGAAGCUGAUCAGAGAUCAGGAAAGAGCUGCAGUGAGUCCAGCUGAAGAACAAAUGGAGAGACUGAAGAAGGAGAUUGAUGAUCUGAAGAGGAAAGACGCUGAACUGAAGCAACUUUCAGACACAGAUGAUCAUAUUCAUUUCCUCCAGAGUUUGUCGUCUGCCUCUCUCUCUGGAUCUACAGAAGGCAUCACUGGCGGUUCUCAUAUGCCUUUCGACGAUGUGAUGAAAUCUGUCUCACAACUCAGAGACAAACUACAGCAGUUCUUAAGAGAGACUAUGAAAAACAUAUCUGGAUCAGUGAAAACCAUCCAGAUCAUUCAGACUCCUGAAUAUGACACCAGAAAGGAGUUUCUACAAUAUUUCCAUCAGCCCUCUCUGGAUCCAAACACAGUGCAUCCAUGCCUCCAGCUCUCUGAGGGGAACACAGUGAUCACUUACACCAACACAUACUAUGGUUACCCUGAUCAUCCAGAGCGCUUUGAUUACGCUCAGGCGUUGUGUAGAGAGAGCGUGACUGGACGCUGUUACUGGGAGCUGGAGUACAGCGGUAGUGCAGGUGUGUAUGUGGCAGUGGCAUAUAAGAGCAUCAGGAGAAAGGGACAGAGUUUGGAGUGUGCAUUCGGGUGUAAUAAUCAGUCCUGGAUAUUGUUCUCUUCUCCCUCGAAGUGCUCAUUUAGUCACAACAACAUCAACUGUAAUCUCCCUCUAGUGUCCAACAGUAGGAUAGGAGUGUUUGUGGAUCACAGCGCAGGAACUCUGUCCUUCUACAGUGUCUCAGACACAAUGGGUCUCAUUCAUAGAGUCCAGACCACAUUCACUCAGCCGCUCUAUGCCGGGUUCGGAUUGGGUCUCUACUCAACCUCAAAACUGUGUCAUCUACGUAAUUAAGCUUAGCUCUUAUACACAGACAAGCUCUGAACCUGCUGACAAUUCUAAGUACAGAUGUAGAUGUAAUGCUUCUAGUAUCAAAGUAUAAUGUUUUAAAACUCUGUGUAAGUAGCCACUUCUGAAGCACUCCUAUGCCACCUUUAGAGUGCAAAUUUGGCAAAAUAAUGUUAGUGAUACAGACAUUAUACAAAAAUAUUGCUAUAUAACAUGUAAUAAGUACCACGAUAAAACAAUAAAGUUUAGAUUAAAUGGAUUCUUUUAUUUUCUAGAUAAUAAAUCAACAGCGGAACUUCUAAAGACUUCAGCUAUGACAGUAUAUUAUAAGGUUCAUGUAAUAAUGGUCGUAUUGUGGGAGUGGGAAAUUAUAAUAAGAUUGUCAUAAUCAGAUAAUCUGAAGAAGUGAUAAUAUGUAUAUAAAAAGAUU
This is a messenger RNA of Carassius carassius (crucian carp), 2206 nucleotides long. RefSeq names its product E3 ubiquitin/ISG15 ligase TRIM25-like. NCBI's taxonomy places the organism in Eukaryota, Metazoa, Chordata, Actinopteri, Cypriniformes, Cyprinidae. Bases 100 to 1782 code for a protein of 560 amino acids. The record is from RefSeq and is a predicted model, not a curated record. Gene Ontology annotation, molecular function: protein binding; zinc ion binding. The transcript has 6 exons.